Molecule: messenger RNA, 11468 nt
Organism: Mercenaria mercenaria
Lineage: Eukaryota; Metazoa; Mollusca; Bivalvia; Venerida; Veneridae
Product: MORC family CW-type zinc finger protein 3-like
Exons: 20
Coding region: 1-3351 (1116 amino acids)
Cellular component (GO): nucleus
Molecular function (GO): ATP hydrolysis activity; zinc ion binding; protein binding
Source: RefSeq, a predicted model, not a curated record
AUGGCGACUGGCAUCAAACCAUCAAAAGACUUUUCAGAAAAGGAUGGUUCGAUUGAUCCAUCAUGUCUCCUUGCAGUGAAGGUAUGCCCAAAGUUCCUGCACAGCAAUUCAACCUCCCACACAUGGGUGUUUUCAGCCAUUGCCGAAUUGAUAGAUAAUGCAUGUGAUACUGACGUUUGUGCCAGAGAAUUAUGGAUAGAUCAAGAAAGUAUAAAUGAUACACCAUGUCUCACAUUUAAAGACAAUGGCUGCGGCAUGACACAGGACAAGUUAAAUAAAAUGUUAGGAUUUGGAUUCAAUGAGAAAGAAGAUGUUGGGAAACAAUUGGCAAUUGGUAAAUAUGGCAAUGGAUUUAAAUCUGGUAGUAUGCGUUUAGGUCAGGAUGCACUAGUGAUUACAAGAGGACUUCAAACAGCGAGUGUGGGAUUUCUAUCACAGUCAUAUCUCAAUGCUAUCAAUGCUGAUACAGUAUUAGUGCCAGUUGUGACAUGGGACAUAACUCCUGUUGGAUUGACAAGGAAACGUAGCAUACAGAAUAUUCAUGGUCUGAAGGCUAUUCUAGAUUAUUCUGUAUUCAAAUCUGAAGGCGAGCUCACAAGACAAUUGGACGAACUUGGAACCAGAACUGGCACAAAGAUUAUCAUCUACAAUUUGAGAAAGGAUAGUUAUGGUAACCUUGAGUUGGAUUUUAUGUCAGACCCAGUUGAUAUCCGGAACCCAGAGACUGAAGCUUUGGAUCCUACAGUUAUCUAUAACAGAAAUCGUCAAGCUCCAGCUGCCAUUACACCAGAGUACAGAAGGUCACUAAGGGAGUAUUGUUCCAUACUGUAUUUGCGGCCCAGGAUGAAGAUAAGCAUACGUAAGAAACGGGUUCCAACCAAGUUAAUAGAGAAGUCACUACGAAAGACAGAAGAAGAUGUGUAUAAUCCACAGUGGGCUAAUCUUCGACGUGGAGUGAAACUAACAUUUGGUUAUACGAAGGACAAAUCUCCAGAUGCCCCAUAUGGCUUUAUGACAUAUCACAACAAUCGACUUAUAAAAGCGUACGAAAGAAUUGGAAUUCAAAAGAAGGCAACUGGGGAAGGUUACGGCAUCAUUGGAGUAGCUGAAGUCAAUUUCUUGGAGCCGAUACAUAAUAAACAGGAUUUUAGACCAACAGGACAAUAUAAUGCAUUUAUGAACAAUGCAGCGAAAAAACUGAGAGAUUACUAUGAAGAGAAGACAUACACUGAAGGCUCUAGUACAGGAGCUGUGUCACAACUUGAGGAAUCAUGGAAUUGGGUUCAGUGUGAUAACUGUAUGAGUUUUAGACGACUGCCAGGUGACUUUGAUGUGGAAAAACUUCCAGAGAAAUGGUACUGUAAAAAUAACCCAGAUCCACUCUUCAACCGCUGUGAGAUACGCGAAGAGUUAGAAGGAGAAGAUGAAGGUAAAGUACAACCAAAACCAACUUACACAAAAACAGUGCAGAAAAAGAAGGCAGAGGAGAAACGCCUGGAAAAACUGGAAGAGGAAAGGAAAGCAAGGGAGAAAGAGGAAGCUCUGAAUGCAGCAAAAGAAACAGCAGCAGAGGAAGCCAAACAGAAGAAAGAGGCCUUAAAAGCUGCAAGAAAGAAGGGAAAAGCCUUAAAGGCAGUAGCAGAAGAAGCUAAGAGAAGGGAGGAAGCAUUAAAUGCAGAGAGAAUAAGAAUAAGAGAAGAAUCCUUGAAAAAGGAGGCGACACUGAGGAAAUCUCUGAAUGCAGCAAAAGAAACAGCAGCAGAGGAAGCCAAACAGAAGGAAGAGGCCUUAAAAGCUGCAAGAGAGAAGGAAAAAGUCUUAAAGGCAGUAGCAGAAGAAGCUAAGAGAAGGGAGGAAGCAUUAAAUGCAGAGAGAAUAAGAAUAAGUGUAGAAUCCUUGAAAAAGGAGGCGACACUGAGGAAAUCUCUGAAUGCAGCAAAAGAAACAGCAGCAGAGGAAGCCAAACAGAAGGAAGAGGCCUUAAAAGCUGCAGGAGAGAAGGGAAAAGCCUUAAAGGCGGUAGCAGAAGAAGCUAAGAGAAGGGAGGAAGCAUUAAAAGCAGAGAGAAGAAUAAGACAAGAAUCCUUGAAAAAGUGGGCGACACUGAGGAAAUCUCUGAAUGCAGCAAAAGAAACAGCAGCAGAGGAAGCCAAACAGAAGGAAGAGGCCUUAAAAUCUGCAAGAGAGAAGGAAAAAGCCUUAAAGGCAGUAGCAGAAGAAGCUAAGAGAAGGGAGGAAGCAUUAAAUGCAGAGAGAAUAAGAAUAAGAGAAGAAUCCUUGAAAAAGGAGGCGACACUGAGGAAAUCUCUGAAUGCAGCAAAAGAAACAGCAGCAGAGGAAGCCAAACAGAAGGAAGAGGCCUUAAAAGCUGCAAGAGAGAAGGAAAAAGCCUUAAAGGCAGUAGCAGAAGAAGCUAAGAGAAGGGAGGAAGCAUUAAAUGCAGAGAGAAGAAGAAUAAGAGAAGAAUCCUUGAAAAAGGAGGCGACACUGAGGAAAGAGGUUGAAGAACAAAGGAGAGCUUUAGAAAAACAGAAGAAAGCACUAGACUACAUGAACCCAGAGAUUGCUGCUGAAGAGAGACGAAUGGGAAAUGCAUUAUUUAAGCAAGGGAAAUACAGUGAAGCAUUGAAACAUUACAAUGAGGCGAUCAAAAGGAAUCCAAAAGAUGCCGAACUUCACAGCAAUAAAGCUGCUUGUUAUACAAAAUUGCAAGAGUUCAGUAGAGCAUUGGCAGCCUGUGACGACUGUUUGUAUAUAGAUCCAAAGUUUAUAAAGGGGUAUUUACAACGUGGAAUUAUCUCAAACCUUAUGAAAAAUAAUAAAGAGGCAGUCAAGGCAUAUGAAAGAGCCCUGCGGUUUGAUCCUAACUGUACAGAAGCCAUAAAGGGAUUGCAAGCUUUGCAGGGGGAUGAAAGUUCUGAGGGUUUAGCAGUGUGUCAGUUUGAGCCAUUGAAUAAUUUGUUAGAUAAUACAGAAGUUUCCCCAGGGAAGCGAAAAUAUCCAGACAGAGAUGGAAGUGAUUAUAGAAGAACUAGACAAAGAACAUCAAAAAAUGGAAAUCAGUCUGUAACAAAAUCAUUUAGCAAUGACAAAACUCCACUUCAAAGUAGAAGUUGUACAAUUUCAGGAACUGGUUAUGCUGAAUUGAACCAGUCACCAGUUUAUAACGGUACACCUGGUCUAGUCAGUAAUACUGUACAUUCAACUUCUGAAGAGAAAAUGUUAUCUGAAUUACUAGUAAAGACCAGGGAACUUGGUGAAUUGAGAAGAAAUGUUUUGACAUUACUGAAAAUUCUUGUUUUUUGUUUUUGUUUUUUUGGUUUUUUUUGGUUUUUUUGUUUUGGGUUUUAACGCCGUUUUUCAACAGUAUUUCAGUCAUGUAACGGCGGGCAGUUAACCUAACCAGUGUUCCUGGAUUCUGUACCAGUACAAACCUGUUCUCCGCAAGUAACUGCCAACUUCCCCACAUGAAUCAGAGGUGGAGGACUAAUGAUUUUAGACACAAUGUCGUUUAUCAAAUAGUCAUGGAGAACAUACACCCCGCCCGAGGAUCGAACUCGCGACCCCGCGAUCCGUAGACCAACGCUCUUACCUACUGAGCUAAGCGGGCGGGUUUCUUGAACCUGAUUAUGAAUAUGGUCCUCCUAAGAAUGUUGACAAGGUAAUAAAGGAGUUUAUUAAAAGUAAAAAAAUAAGCAAAACAAUUCCAGUUGAAGGUCUGACUGCUGAAGAAAAACAGAAACUGUAUGACUCAGUUAAAUAUAUAUAGACUGAAAACUAAUACUUGUAUCAGCCUUACCUUUUAAUAAUUGUUGGAAUUGAUGUGAUGAAAUAGUAUAGUAAUAAAUUUAAGGCUUUCAUUUGACCAAAUUAAAUGUUUUUUGGGAUACUUUCCAAUUCAUUUUCCCUCUAUUUUGACAAACAUUUUUGAACUGUUGCUUAUAGUUGCCAUGUUCAGAUACAUGUGGAAUAGACAGGUUGUUGUGUUUCUUGUUUAAAACUCGUGCAUUAACAUAGACUCUAAGUUUUAUGAAUCACUUAAAGUCACUAGUGAUGUGUUCAGAAACUCUUGAAGUCUUUCUUGGAUUUUUUUUUUGCAAAUUUUGAUAGUAUCUUUGACAUAUAAAAAUACUAAAUGUUUAAAAUAUCCUGUUGUGCCUUUUGAAAGUAUCUGUAAAUAGACAAAAAUGUUGGUCAGAGGAACAGUUAGAUUGUUUUUGUUUUGUUCAAGAACAUGAUUCUAUUGUUGACAAUGUUACUAAUGUUGUGUUAAAGAAAACUGUUUGUUUUUAUUUGAAUGUUGUUUCUGUUUAAUAGUUAAUGUUAUUGUGAUGACUUAUAUGUUCAUACUUUUCCACAAAUAUUAUUAUUGUGUUAUAGAACAAUAAAAAAAUAUAAAGCUGUUUUGUGUAGUAGUUAAUGCCUGUCUUACAUGGAUACCUGGCCCCCUGUUCACAAAACAAUUUUCCGUCUCAGCUGAGUUUGAGUUUGAAAUUUUGAUAUCAAUUUUACUAAUACUUCAAGGUUAAAUUUCAACUGAGACUGACCAUCAGUAAGGAACAGGCACUUGAAAAUAGGUAUUAACUUAAAAUCUAUUUUUAAACAUGCUAUUUAGAUAUAAAUGACAAAUAAAGUUUCAUUAUCAAACUCAGCUGAGACUGAAAAUGUUUUGUGAACACGGGGCCUGGUAACCAUAGGCUUAUAUUUAUACACGUCUUACAGGAAUACCUAGUAAUCACAAGAUUAUUGUUCAAACAAGACACAGUCUUACAGGUAUACCUUGUAAUCACAGGAGUAUUGUUAAGAAAAGACUCUGUCUUACAGGCAAAUCUAGUUAUUAAACAUUAUUAUUGUUCAAAAAUGACACUGUCUUACAGGUUAACCUUGAAAUCACAAGAUUAUAGUAAAAGCAAGACACUGUCGUAUAGAUAUACCUUGUACUCGCAAUAUUGUUGUAACAAGACACUGUCAUAUAGGUAUACCUUGUACUCACAAUAUUAUUGUAACAAGACACUGUCAUACAGAUAUACCUUGUAAUCCUAUAAGGAUUAUUUGUACAACAAGACACUGUCUUAAAAUCGUAUAUCAUAUCUAUAAAAAAAAUGGUUCAGAGGAACAAAAGACAAUCAUUCAUCGAUAAUCAUUCUAGCUCAGGAAUUUUGUUAUGUCUUUGUUAUUUGUAGUGGCAUCUUUACUAAAGGUGACUCUGAAUAAAUAGCUGAAACCUAUUAUGAAAGGUUUUUUCCCUAUAUGUAUGUAGACAUUGUACAUAAUUAUAUAUUUAUUAUUUGUUAUAGACCAUAUGUUAAUUAAGUUAUUAGUACCUUUUAUUUCUUAAUUUGGUAGCACCUUUAUUUAUUAUGUCUCCAACCACACAGUGGUGUGGGAGACAUAUUGAUUUACUCCAGUCUGUGUCUGUUUGUCUCUGUCUGUCUGUCAAAAAGCUUGUCCGCACUCUUUAAGUCGAACAUUUCUCAUCCGAUCUUCACCAAACUUGAACAAGAUGUGUUUGACCAUAAGACCUCGGCCAAGUUCGAUAACUAGCCAAAUCCGCCCAGGCACUUUUGAAUUAUGACCCUUGAAUUACUGAUUGAGUCCAUUUGUCCAAGCCGUCUAAUUUGGUCCAUUCAUCUAAUCCAUCUAGAGAAACUGGACAUUUUUCAUAGGGGCAAUUGUGGGAGACAUGCGCUUUUCUAAAAAAAGUCAUAUUGAAUUAAGAUGGAGCUAAAACUCACUGAACUAUAGCUGUGACAUUUUAUACAAUUUAAGACCUUGACACAAGGAAAUAUACCUUUGAAACCUAUUUGUGUUGCAAACCUGACCAUUUAAGUACUAUACAUAACAUACCACUAAAUGUGUUUGCAAACUUAACCUAAAUUGUAGUCUUUACAUAGGCUACUAUCAAUUGUGUGUGAACAGACUUCCAAUUUGUAAAUAUAGUUGUAGUAUUUUAUAUUAUACAUGUUAAUGAAGUUUUAUGUUUAGAGAUAUUUGAUUUUUUUAGUGUUGUAUUUAGAGAUUAUUUCAUAUUCUUUGUUUUGUAUUUAGAGAUUAUUGUAUAUUUUGAAUGAAAGGAAUAGAGCUUUUUAUGCCCAGAACAUUUUGUGGGGUGUUGGUGCUUAGAUUUGCCCUUGUCCGUAUGUCAGUCGGUCUGUCAGUCCAAUUAAGUGUUGCGCAUAUCCAAAAAAGUACUUCACCAACAGUCAUCAAAUGUCAUAGGAUUGGUGUUCAGCAUGUAGAGUUAUGCACCUGGAGUUUUAAUUGGGAUUUCACAGAACCAGACUAGAGUUAUGCCCUUGAUAUAGUCAACAGUAAGCAUACAGUGACAGAAAGUAGGCAAGUAGUGACCUAUGGACACGCAUCUAGUUACUAUUUUGUUUGUCAGACAUAAGAUAUGGUGAUCAUCUUGAUAAGCUAUUUGAUUUGUGACUAAGUAGCACUGUCACAGCGUUGGCGUCCUUCCGCGUCCGCACUUUGGUCAAAGUUUUGAUGCACUUUAUCUUUGUUAUUACUUGAUGGAUUUACUUCAAACUUAAAAUAGUUGUUCCUCAUCAUCAUCCACAUCAUAUGACACAAAGUUUAUAACUCUAGCAUCAAUAUUUCAUGAAUUAUCCCCCUUUUUACUUAGAAUUCCAGGUUAGAGUUUUGGUGCACUUCCACUUUAUCUCAGUUAUUACUAAAUGGAUUUGAUUUAAACUUGAAAUAGUUGUUCAACAUCAUCACUCGCAUCAUAUGACACAAAGACCAUAACUCUUGCACCAGUAUUUCAUGAAUUAUCCCACUUUUUAGCAUUUCUGGUUAAAGUUUUGGUGCACUUUUACUCUAUCUCAUUAUUACUAAAUGGAUUUGAUUCAAACUUAAAAUAGUUGUUCAACAUCAUCACUCACAUCAUAUGACACAAGGGACAUAAUUAUUGCACCAUUAUUUCAUAAAUUAUCCCCCUUUUUGUACCACCCCCUACCCCCCGCGACAACAAAGUUGUAAGGGGGGCGUAUACUGGUUUCAGGUUGUGAGUCUGUCUGUCCGUAGACACAAUCUUGUGCGCACCAUCUCUCCUCAUCCCCUUGACAAAAUUUAAUGAAACUUCACACAAGUGAUCAGUAACAACAGUAGUUGUGCAUGGGGCAUGUUAGGUUCUUUCAGAAAAAAAUUGCAGAGUUAUGGGACUUUGUUUUUAGAGUUUUUCUGAUCGGUCGAUGUCUGGCGUCCGUCAUCUGUCUGUCGUCUGUCUGUCAACGUUUAGCUUGUGUAUGCGAUAGAGGCUGUAUUUUUCGACUGAUCUUCAUGAAAUUUUGUCAGAAUGAUCACCUUGAAGAAAUCUAGGCCGAGUUCGAAAAUGGGUCAUCUGGGGUCAAAAACUAGGUCACUAGGUCAAAUCAAGGAAAAACCUCGAGUAUGUGAUAAAGGCUGUAUUUUUCAAUUGAUCUUCAUGAAUAUUGGUCAGAAUAAUUACCUUGAUGAAAUCUAGGCCGAGUUCGAAAAUGGGUCAUCUGGGGUCAAAAACUAGAUCACUAGGUCAAAUCAAGGAAAAACCUUGUGUAUGCGAUAGAGGCUGUAUUUUUCAACUGAUCUUCAUGAAUAUUGGUCAGAAUGAUUACCUUGAUGAAAUCUAGGCUGAGCUUGAAAAUGGGUCAUCUGGGAUGAAAAACUAGGUCACUAGGUGAAAUAAAAGAAAAACCUUGUGUAUGCGAUAGAGGCUGUAUUUUUUAAUUGAUCUUCAUGAAUAUUGGUCAGAAUGAUUAUCAUGAUGAAAUCUAGGCUGAGUUUGAAAAUGGGUCAUCUGGGGUCAAAAACUAGGUCACUAGGUCAAAUCAAGGAAAAAACUUGUGUAUGCGGUAGAGGCUGUAUUUUUCAAUUGAUCUUCAUGAAUAUUGGUCAGAAUGAUUAUUUUGAUAAAAUCUAGGCCGAGUUCGAAAAUGGGUCAUCCGGGGUCAAAAACUAGGUCACUAGGUCAAAUCAAGGAAAAACCUUGUGUAUGCAAUAGAGGCUGUAUUUUUCAGUUGAUCUUCAUGUAUAUUGGUCAGAAUGAUUACCUUGAUGAAAUCUAGGCCGAGUUUGAAAAUGGGUCAUCUGGGGUCAAAAACUAGGUCACUAGGUCAAAUCAAGGAAAAACCUUGUGUAUGCGAUAUAGGCUGUAGUUUUCAAUUGAUCUUCACGAAUAUUGGUCAGAAUGAUUGCUUUGAUGAAAUCUAGGCUGAGAUCGAAAAUGGGUCAUCACUAGGUCAUAUCUAAAAAAAUACUUGAUUAAACUCAAAGAGACCACAUUUUUGUACCCCCCGACAACAAAGUUGUAAGGGGGGGGGGGGUAUACUGGUUUCAGGUUGUCUGUCUGUCCGUCUGUCUGUCCGUAGACACAAUCUUGUGCGCACCAUCUCUCCUCAUCCCCUUGACAGAAUUUAAUGAAACUUCACACAAGUGAUCAGUAACAACAGUAGUUGUGCAUGGGGCAUGUUAGGUUCUUUCAGAAAAAAACUUGCAGAGUUAUGGGACUUUGUUUUUUGUUACUAUCCUAUAUACAUAGACACAAUCUUGUGCGCACCAUCUCUCCUCAUCCACUUGACACAAUUUAAUGAAACUUCACACAAGUGAUCAGUAACAUCAGUAGUUGUGCAUGGGGCAUGUUAGGUUCUUUCAGAAAAAAAACUGCAGAGUUAUGGGACUUUGUUUUUUGUUACUAUGCUAUAUACAUAGACACAAUCUUGUGCGCACCAUCUCUCCUCAUCCACUUGACACAAUUUAAUGAAACUUCACACAAGUGAUCAGUAACAACAGUAGUUGUGCAUGGGGCAUGUUAGGUUCUUUCAGAAAAAAAAUUUGCAGAGUUACGGGACUUUGUUUUUUGUUACUAAACUAUAUACAUAGACACAAUCUUGUGCGCACGAUCUCUCCUCAUCCCCUUGACACAAUUUAAUGAAACUUCACACAAGUGAUCAGUAACAACAGUAGUUGUGCAUGGGGCAUGUUAGGUUCUUUCAACGACAAAAAUUGCAGAGUUAUGGGACUUUGUUUCUUGUUAACAUGCUAUGUACAUACAGUCUGCAUAUGCAUACAGUCUGCAUAUGCAGUCUUGUGUGCGCCUAAUCUUCCGAACCCUUGCACACAAUUUAAUGAAACUUCACACAAGUAUUCAGUGCCAACCCUAGUUGUGCAUGGUGCAUGUUAUGUUCUUUUAGAUAAAUAUUCUGCAUAGUUAUGGGACUUUGUUUUUUGUUACUAAACUGUAUGCAUACAGUCUAUAUACAUACAGUCAACAUAAUUAUGCAAUCUUGUGUGCGUCAAAUUGCAAUGUACUGUGUCAGUGCAUGUGGGGGGUACAUUCAUCACCUUUAGUGAUAGCUCUAGUUAGUCCAAUCUUAAUGAAAAUUGACCAAAAUAUUUGUUUUCAUGAAAUCACUAGGUUAAACAUGUUUACACUGUUAUAGUGUGUUUCUCAGGUGAGCGACCUAGGGCCAUCUUGGCCCUCUUGUUUGUUACUAUACUAUAUACAUAGACACAAUCUUGUGCACACCAUCUCUCCUCAUCCACUUGACACAAUUUAAUGAAACUUCACACAAGUGAUCAGUUACAACAGUAGUUGUGCAUGGGGCACGUUAGGUUCUUUCAGAAUAUAAAUUUGCAGAGUUACGGGACUUAGUUUUUUGUUACUAAACUAUAUACAUAGACACAAUCUUGUGCACACCAUCUCUUCUCAUCCACUUGACACAAUUUAAUGAAACUUCACACAAGUGAUCAGUUACAACAGUAGUUGUGCAUGGGGCACGUUAGGUUCUUUCAGAAUAAAAAUUUGCAGAAUUACGGGACUUUGUUUUUUGUUACUAAACUAUAUACAUAGACACAAUCUUGUGCGCACCAUCUCUCCUUAUCCCCUUGACACAAUUUAAUGAAACGUCACACAAGUGAUCAGUAACAACAGUAGUUGUGCAUGGGGCAUGUUAGGUUCUGUCAACGACAAAAAUUGCAGAGUUAUGGGACUUUGUUUCUUGUUAACAUACUAUGUACAUACAGUCUGCAUAUGCAGUCUUGUGCGCGCCUAAUCUUCCGAGCCCUUGGACACAAUUUAAUGAAACUUCACACAAGUGAUCAGUACCAACCCUAGUUGUGCAUGGUGCAUGUUAUGUUCUUUUAGAUAAAUAUUCUGCAUAGUUAUAUGACUUUGUUUUUUUGUUACUAUACUGUAUACAUACAGUCUGUAUACAUACAGUUCACAUAAUUAUGCAAUCUUGUGUGCAUCAAAUUGCAAUGUACUGUGUCAGUGCAAUGGGUGGGGGUACAUUCAUCACCUUUAGUGAUAGCUCUAGUUACUUACAAUUUUAGGUUAAAGUUUUGAUGCACAUCUACUCUAUUUCAGAUAUUUCUGAAUGGAUUUAAUUCAAACUUAACUCUGGCACCAAUUUUUCAUGAAUUAUGCGCCUUUUACUUAGAGUUAAAGUUUAAUUUUGAUGCAUUUUAACUAUAUCUCAAGUUAUCAUAAAAUGGAUUUGAUGCAACAUGACACAUUAGGUGGUCACUGUUGCACCAAUAUUUCAUGAAUUAUGCUCCCUUUUUGCUAAGAAUUAUACUUGAUAUUUAAUGUUUUGAUACACUUGCUCCUUAUCUCUCUUAUUACUUAAUACUUUUGACACAGACUCAAGCUAUUAUCCAAUAUUUUAUCCAUGUCAGAGUCAUUAAACGUCCAGGUGACAGCUCCAGCUUCAUAAAUUGUGCCCAGUUUCAACAUCCAGCAGCGAAUAGUCCAAGCACUGUCUCCUGUGACAGUUCUUUGUUUUGCGCUAAUCUGUCACAUAGUGACAGGAUGAGCUUUUUUAAUCGCAUUUUAUUGUGUGUUUAUUUUUAGUUUCUGAUGGUCUACAAGGGUAUUAGUGUUUUUGUUUUUAUACAUUUUAAAUUAACAGCAUACGAAAAGCUGAAGAUUUCUUAAUUCUUAAGUGAAUUCUUCCCAGAUCUUCCAAAAUAUACAAUAAAAAUGUAUGACUUUGUAUAUCCAUAAUUAUGUGUAGCUAGAUAUAAAUUGAUAUAUUUAUACUUGACUGUAUGUCAUUUGUACUUAUUCAUUCUAAUAUACUGACUGUUCAUGAAUGUAGUAAUUUUAUUAAUUUUCUUUUGUGAUAUAUAUUUUUGCCUUGACAAGAGUCAAUUGAAAGUCCUGCAUUGCUUUUUAGUUUAUUGGUGUGCUGAAAUUUAAAAAAGAACAUUUUGUGUAUUGUCAAAUUGCCUUUUCUAUGUUAGAUACAAUAGUAGUUUCUUUAUUUGGAUAAAUCAUGAAGUUUUGAUUGAACUACUCGAAAAAUUUAGAAACAGGACAUUUGUUUUAUAUAUAAGUAAGAAACUGUUUGUUGAGAGAAGUUGUUAAAUGAUUUCAAAUAAGUAUCUUUCGCAAAAGAAUGUAAUAGUUGGUUAGAAAAGAGAAUAGAUUUGUUAAGAAUAGACACUUACAUUUUAUUAGUAACAAAAUAAACUUUUAUAUGAGA